Molecule: messenger RNA, 975 nt
Organism: Cordyceps fumosorosea ARSEF 2679
Lineage: Eukaryota; Fungi; Ascomycota; Sordariomycetes; Hypocreales; Cordycipitaceae
Product: Ureidoglycolate hydrolase
Exons: 3
Coding region: 1-975 (324 amino acids)
Source: RefSeq, a predicted model, not a curated record
AUGGCCCCUGACCUGGUCUCCGUGGACGCGCGCAACAAGCUGGAAGACUUGUCCGGCAUCGUCAUCCAGCCCGGCGAGAACCCGUACGAGGUCUUUAUCAAGGCCUGCAACGACAACCAUACCGAGAUUCAGGCCCUCUACGAGACUCAUCGUGUAAAGCGCAACGCCCAACAACGGGAAAAGUUCCUCACCGCGGACUUCAAGGAACUCGUCAUCGACCAGUACCUGCUGCGCCUGAACGACCCGUCGGUGCAGCCCGGCUUCCGCGACGAGCGCAACUGCCUCGUCUUCUGGGCCCGGCCGCCCGAGCACGUCCUCCUGCUCGCCGCCAAGGUGCAGCAGAUGCUCCAGCAUACAGCCCCUGACAUCUGGCUCAUGCCGCUGCACAGGAUGCACCUGACGACCCUCGAGGUCGCCUUCUCCAAGACGCCCGCCGAGAUCGCCGCCCUCACCGCCGUCCUCCGGCCCGCGCUGCCCUCCAUCGUGUCCCACACGCACCGCCACCGCGCCCGCCUCGUCAAGCCCUUCCUCUCCUACGACCUGUCCGCCUUUGCCCUCUCCUUCCUGCCCGCCUCCGGCGAGCCGCCGCUCUCGCCGGCGCCGUCCGGCAUCGACGACCUCCCGCCCGCCGAGGACGUCGGCGACGGCUACACCUACCACCACCUCCGCCGGGACGUCUUCGACAAGGUGCGCGCCGCGGGCGUCGAGGUCGCCUCGAGGUACCAAGUCCCCAGCGCGCACAUCACGCUCGGCCGCUACCUCGGCGCCGCCGACCACGACACGCCUGCGAAGCGCCGCCGCUGGGUCGAGGCCGUCGACGCGGUGAACCGCUGGCUCGAGGAGGAGGUCUGGGACAAGCCGGGUGCCGAUUUCACGGGAGAGUGGAUCGUCGGGCAGGAGCGCGGGCUGGACGCGCGCAGCGGGACGCUGUGGUAUGGCGGUGGAAGGACCAUUCAGGUCGGGGAAGGCUUCUAG